This is a messenger RNA of Xyrichtys novacula (pearly razorfish), 15290 nucleotides long. The record is from the annotation of a GenBank genome assembly. NCBI's taxonomy places the organism in Eukaryota, Metazoa, Chordata, Actinopteri, Labriformes, Labridae.
UUUGGUGACUCAACCAGGAAGUCGUCCGGAGGUAUGGGGUAGAGCGUCCAAAUUCACAAACGGUUCACCUCACGCAGGGUACUCAGGGUGCAAACGACUCAGCACUCUGCAGACCCUGAAUUGAGACAUAGCCUUCGACGCAGAAGUAUGUAGUGUUCACGACGGCGUCGGCACCUAUGGCGUAAGUAAGGCGUAUGUCUGACGCAGAAGCAAAAACCAGACCGAAAACAGCAAGUUAAGUGACCCAGUUUGGAGCAGUUCAAUCUCCUACCGGAUAUUGUGUAAAAUAAAAGCAUAAUCUUUUACUAAGCGAGGACAAUUAACCAAGAAAUAAGUUUUUGCGGGUCAAAUAUUCAAAACUUAACUGUUUCUAUUUGGUCAUUACAAUGAAAUCAAUUUGAAUUUCCACAAAUUUUUCGAUGUGAUAGCUGAAAGUGGGAUUUAAUUUGAAAGUUUUUACCUGAACUAAGUUAUUUUGGGGUAACUUGACCCUGAGAACUGACCAAGAUAGAACCACGUCUCCAAGUUAGGUACAGAGAUCGAGGAAAUUCUGCUAUGUUUCAACUCAACAAUGUCUGUCCAAAGUGAAUGUAGUCACUUGACGCUUCUUUUUGUAGAGGGGUAAGGCUGAGUUUUCACCUCCCAUACCUCUGCAUCCAAUGUUACAAGAAACAGUGGCUAACCGAUGUCUUGGUACAACUUCCUUAUUAGUUACACACUACCACCUCGCAUACCGGUAGGACUCGUGGUGUGUUGUCUUCUUGGUUGAAGCAUUAAAUCCAAAAGAGGUAAGCGCGAAACGUUGUUGUUAUAUUUUAAAGUUCGUGUAAUCAAGGCGACUUGUGUUCUUGCGAGAAGAGGCUAGCUUGUCAAAAAUGAUCCAUCUACCUCACGGAGGCAACGUUUACGUGUCGUUUUAAGUUGAGAUGUAAGGUCGGGGCUCUGAAAUUACAAAACCGUGGCUUUUUCAGACUGAUCAGUGUCUCUCUGGAAGCCCUUCGAGUAUUGUACAUUAUAAUGUACCAACCGUUUCUUUGAGGACAGUCAAUAAUGUCUUCACAUGUAGGACUGUAGGUGUUUGUGAAUUCAUAGCAGUGCUUGUUUAAUAUGCAGGUGGCCUAGUCAAUAUAUUGUGUAGAAAUGGGGUUUAUUUAUGAUCAAUCCAGGCCAAGGGUCUCUCACAGGCUCGUUAUUCACCACAGAGGGUAACACUAAAUAGCAAAUAUUCACAGCUGAAUACAGAUUAUACAGUCGACUACAACCAUGGUUAAACAUUCCACAGUGAAACAAAUUGAAUGUAUUGCAUCUCUAGUCAGGACAACAUUUGAUUGUGGUACUUAAUAGCAACAUUGCAAAAAAAGCAUAUACAUUAAUCAGAGGUGUAUUGUCUCAUAUCCACAAUUUUGUCCUAUCAAAGUCAAUUAACCAUAUUAGGAAAUGAUUCUAUGACUGUGACAUAGCCUGAGAGUAAGACGUGAAUAUUCAGACAGUGUCUUUCAGGAUGAACUAUUUAUUUUGGCGUCUGCUCAUCCUCUGUCUAUUACAUAGUCUAAUUGAUUUUUUUCUCCUCUCUAGCACCAGCAGGACAGGGGGCACCAGGUUGAUUCAGUUGCUGGAUGUACUGCAUGACUGAUUGAGGCAUUAAUGGCUGGACAAAUCAAAAGAUGAACUAGCCUUACAAACUCUCAUCAACCACUCAGCCUAUUAUCAACACCUACCUGUGGCAGACAUAAUGCCAAGUGGCUGGCAGUCUGCCAGACAUCCGAUGUGGCGCCUCUUGCUGCCAUUUCGCAACCGCCAGGAGCGAGUGGUGCUGGCCCGCAGUGAGAGCCUGCCAGGAGAACAGGUUCUUAAGAUCACAGUCACAGAGACUACUGUGAUCGAGGCAGAGUCAGGGGUGUGGAACUGGCGGUCAUUGACCUACCUGGGCCUCUGGUACUUCUUUAGCUUCUGCACCCUGUUCCUUAACAAGUAUAUUUUGUCUCUGCUAGAGAGGGAGCCAAGCAUGCUGGGUAAGACAGAAUUACAAAGGUCUAGUUUUAACCAGAAGAUGUAGCUCAAAGAGUAAUGCACUUUUAUGUUGAGUAUUUCUGUUAUCCUAUGGAAUUUUUCAAACAAGAAUUUAGUUCUCUAACUAUAAACUGAACUAUUGGGCUAAGAGUUUUAAGUGUAAGAUUCAAAAACUUGGAGAUUAAGACGUCACAGUUGCUAGAUUUCACUCUCACUCUGAAAAUAAACAAAAAACAAAUAUUGGUCUCCUUGGUUGAACCCAAAGUCAAUGGGGCUUGUUUCUUUUUUUGUGGCAGCAACAAAUUCAUCUCAAGGUUUCAGUGUGUUACAAUUCUACAAGGUUGCUGCAGUAUUUAUUUAAAUGCUUUUAUGAUUUGGCUUUUUGGAGGAGUUAAAAGUGCUGUGGACUAAAAAAAAUGUUACAAGAAAUGUGAAAAAAAAUAGAGAAGUUAUGAUGCUAGAAACACUAUAAUUUGUUCUGGCUGUUUUCUGGUUUCAUCCAAAUACUUCUCAGGUGCAGUCCAGAUGCUCUCCACAACUGUAAUAGGCUGCCUAAAGAUGUUAAUACCCUGUUGCCUGUACCAGCACAAGUCUAGAACUGAGUAUCCCCCCAACUUCAUCAUGAUAAUGCUGUUUGUUGGACUUAUGAGGUAAGUCUUUCCUCUCUGUAAAUACCCACUGGCUAUCCCUCUAAGUUUAAAGUUUCAUACUUCCAGCAGGGUAUGGGCAAUUUGUUGGUGGUUUUGAAGGAAACUUAUAUAGAUGUAACAGACAGCUUUAAAAAAAAAGUACAGUCUUUUUGCACACUAACAAAUAAUCAGUAACCCUUGUUUUGUGGGAGCGAUAACAUACAUUUUUAAAAGAGCAAUUAAUUGACUCAUUCAUGUUUUGAGGGUAGUUAAAUUUUGUGGUCACAAGGUAAUCCUGUAAGCAUGAUGAAUAUGGUGAUCACGAUGGUAUUAAUUCUCCUUCACAAACAUGCUGUUCAUGCUAACCUGAAUAAAAGUUUUUUUUUCCACCAAACAAAUCUAAAAAAACAUUGGCUCUUAAGUAAAGGAUUUGAUAAUUAAACAUCAAACUUUGUUACAGCAGAGGGAACCACUUACAUGUAAAGUGAGUGUACCCCUCAUGACUGUGACUCACUGCUGUGGUGCCAGCCAGGGACAUGACAGGUGGGAAGACAUGGUGAACAAAGUUGCAUAAAAUUAGGACAUGUUAACCAAAAACUGGGGCAGAUUCAUGAUCCUUUUUUUGAGGAAACAGUCAUCAGUGCAGCAGAAAUAUUACAAACUGUCACAGUCUAAAAAAUAUGAUAUCAAAGGUUGAAAUGCCUGAAAGCGAAGUCUUUGAAUGUACUUUUGAAUAUUUUAAGUGAAAAUGCAUUGAAGCAAACCAUUAGCUGACCUGUCAUCUGUCCAUCUGAAUUAAUGUUAUUUUUAUUAUCAUUGUUGUAAUUUACUGUGAUAAUAUGUGAAUUAUUGCUGUAUUCCCAUGAUCAGUUUAAAACCAGACUUAGUAUUUUUAGCUGCCACGUUAACAAUUCCUACCAUGUUAAAACCUUCAAUUAAGUGAAAACCUGUGGGUUGAUCUUUGAGUUUCCCCUUAUGCCCAUUUUACAAGAUCCUUUAUCUUUUUCUCAAAGUGCAGAUUGGCUUCAUUUUUAAUGAGUGCACAUGUAAGACUCCCAUAUUUUUGUGGGCAUGUGGUUUUUCCAUAUAAACCUCAAUUUCCAGAUUUUUAUAAACCUAAAGGGGUGACCCUCAAGACCUGCAACCAUGUUCAGAAGAAGUGAUAUUAAAUCUUGAAGACUUAAAGCAGGCAACUGGACUGUGUAGAGUUGAGAAGACGUUUCGCCUCUUAUCCAAGAAGCUUCUUCAGUUCUAAAAUUGCUAGUGUGAGGAGCAGAUAUUUAUCUUGCUGGAGAAGGGGGAAGAUAACGACUGGGUGGAGUUGAAGAGAAUGGGUCGUAGAAACCCAUUUCUGGGUGUGUGUGUCCCCCAAGUCGUUAACAUGAAAGGGUCGUUAGCGAUUCCUGUCAUGUGACCACAUGACUCAUGCCACCUGGGUCAUGUGGUUCCAGGUGUGAAUGUUUGUGGAGCUUCCUGGGGAGAGAGCUAAGAACAGCAUUGUAAGUGCCUGAGAGAUUGUGCCUGAGUCCACCCCCUCUGUUCAGAGAAGGUUUCUCCAGCCUGGUAAAGAUGGCUUCUUUAACUCCUCUUUCAAACCAUCUGUCUUCUCGAGCCAACACCUGUACAUUGCUGUCCUCGAAAGAGUGACCCGUAUCCUUCAAAUGAAGGUGGACAGCUGAGUCCUGACCUGAGGAAGUGGCUCUCCUGUGUUGAGCCAUGUGCUUGUGAAGCGGUUGUUUCGUUUCCCCAAUGUACAGGUCCGAGCAUUCCUCGCUGCACUGGACGGCGUACACCACAUUACUCUGUUUAUGUCUCGGUGUUUUGUCCUUGGGGCUGACUAGCUUCUGCCUUAGUGUGUUACCAGGCUUGAAGUGAACAGGAAUAUGGUGUUUGCCAAAGAUCCUCUUGAGUUUUUCCGACAGACCUGCAACGUAAGGGAUCACAGUGCUCUUGCGUCUCUCCUCCGUUUCGUGUUCAGUGUUAUUUCUCUUUCUGUUCUUUACAGAGGCCCACUUAGGGUAUCCACAGGUUUUCAGGGCAUUUUUGAUGUGCUUCUGUUCCUUUUCCGUACCUUAUUUCUUCGUGGGAAUAUUCUCAGCCCGGUGGUUGAGUGUUCUGAUGACACCCAGUUUGUGCUGUAGAGGAUGGUGGGAAUCAAAAAGUAGAUACUGAUCCGUGUGUGUUGGUUUCCUGUACACUUCAACGUUGAGACACCCAUCUGCCUCCAAGUGUACAGCACAGUCCAAAAAGGCCAACACCUUGUCCUUGACAUCUUCAAGGGUGAACUUGAUGUUUCUGUCCACUGUGUUGAUAUGGUCAGUGAAGGCCUCUACUUCGUGUGUUUCGAUCUUAACCCAGGUGUCAUCCACAUAUCUGAACCAGUGGCUAGGUGCUGCUCCUUUGAAGGAGGUAAAGGCCUUCCUCUCUACCUCUUCCAUGUACAGGUUUGCCACUAUUGGAGAAACCGGGGAGCCCAUAGCGCAUCCGUGUUUCUGUCUGUAAUGGCGCUCUCUGAACUGGAAAUAGGUGGUGCUGAGGCAGAUGUCCAAUAAGGAGCAGAUGUGGUCUGGGGUUAAGUUGGUUCUGACUUCCAGUGUGCUGUCCUGUAAGAGGUGCUGUCUUACUGCUUGGACUGCCUCUGUUGUCCCCUAACCCUCCACCCAGUCGUUAUCUUCCCCCUUCUCCAGCAAGAUAAAUAUCUGCUCCUCACACUAGCAAUUUUAGAACUAAAGAAGCUUCUUGGAUAAGAGGCGAAACGUCUUCUCAACUCUACACAGUCCAGUUGCCUGCUUUAAGUCUUCAAGAUAACCAUGACCUGGAUGAAUGAGAAUCUACAUGGACAAGUGAUAUUAAAGUUUCAGAGAAAUAGGGAUGCACCAAGAAUUUGGCCACUGAAAAUUUUUGGCUGAAAAUGGCAGAAAAGUGCAUUUUUGUUUUUUGGCCAAAAGACUUUUAUCACAGAAACAACACGUCCGAAACAGAUAUUGUAAUGAAUGAAGGCUAAAUAACAUGUCUGCUUUGUGGACGUAUUUCAAUGUACGAAAACCACGGAUAGCCAUUUGCAUAACAUGUAAUGGUAAAAUUUUACGAGAGGGUGGAUCUGCAAAGAGUGUCUUUAUGUCGGGUUUAGUUUUAUCACCUGAAAUCCAAACAUCCCAAUAGCCAUUCUGAAUUAGAAGAGCACUGCACAGAAAAGGAAAAUCUCUCCGAGCACGCCCCUCACAAAUUUUCAUAGUGUACAAAACAAACGGUGUGCUGUGUUCAGUCUAAUACCACCUUCCUGUCCUUGAUUAUCAACAAUCGGUAUCGGUACCUUGAAAAACCAUAUCGGUUGAUCCUUACCAAAUGCACAAACAGACGCUGGGGGAAGGUUCACUUAAAAAAAAAAAAUGUAGAUUUCACUGAAAUCAACAUUGCAGCACUUGCAACGCAAGCUCAUGCUCAGCUCCUGCUCUCGGCUGCUUGAAAGUAAAAACAGUGAUGCUACAUAUUCCUCUAGUUGUGUCACAACACUUCUUCUCUUGAACUUUUGAGUUGUUUUUGCCCUGGACUCGCUGGCGCCAUCUGAACAACACAGAACAUGCAGCAACACACUGACCAAAAAACCUCAAAACUCACAUUGCAAUUGCAUACAUUAAUCUUGAUUAAAUAUUAAAUAUUAAUUAAUAUUAAUUUUAUAUUGAUUUAUGCAAUUGCACGGCUUUGAUUUUAGUAAGGAUAGAACACAGUCAUAGCCAUUAAUGCAAUGGUACUAAUAAUUGGCUCAAUGAUUUCUUUCGGUGUUUCAGUUUUUGGCUUUGGUUUCCUCACUUAAGGUUUUGGUUUCGGCCAAAAGAAUUUCAUUUUGGUGCAUCCCUAUAAACUAUCAAUCUGUUUUUGGCAACAUUUUAUGCUGUAAUUAUCUUCAAACUGGUUUUAUGUUGCUUAAGAUAAUGGAUAAUAUGUAACAUUGCAGGGGGUAAACUGUGUGACUAUGAAACAGAUAAAUAUACCUUGCCUUUGCAGCAUAUCCUGCAAUCCAACAUGUGCCAAUGAUCCUGAAAUAUAUGCAAUGCAACAGUUAUAACAACAGCAAAGAGUUAAUGGCUUCUUCACUUGGUUGAGCAAUUUUAUGAAUAAAACAUCUGACAUUUAAGAAUAGCUUUUCAGAGAGUAAAGUCUUUAAAUUAUCUGUUUCUUUGUGUUAGGUUCACCACAGUAGUUUUGGGCUUAGUAAGCCUGAAGAAUGUGGCUGUGUCUUUCGCAGAGACAGUGAAGAGCUCAGCACCCAUCUUCACUGUCAUCAUGUCUAGGCUGAUACUUGGAGAGUACACAGGUACACAGCUGCAUGUUUGUCUCUAGGGGCUGGAAUGUAUAAUUACAGGCUAUCAAGGAUUCAAGGAAUAUUUCAGAGCCAUUGCUGACAACUAAAAAGGUUGAUCAUUUUAUAAAACCUUCAUUAGUCAGUUAUUAUCUAUGCUUACCUUGGUACAAGCAACUUACUAUACCAGGUCAUACCAGUUUGCCUGCCAUGAGGAGAUCGGGUCAAAGGGACUUUUCACCGUGAAUAAACAUUUUGAAGCUUACAAAGUAAAAAAGAAAAAUUUUGAUUUCAUUUCUCUAAAAAUGUCUGCUCAAAAUGAAAAUUCUCCAAGUGAUAAAAUUCCAUGCUAGCUACCUCUACCUGUUGUCCCAUCAAGCUGGAUUUUAGAAAAACUUUUUUAAGUGUCUAACCAACUGUGGUGUCAGUGGCAGUCAAAACUCAACGUUUCUCAAGCACAACGAUCUUUUCAGAAGGGUAAUACUAAAAGAACAUAGUACCAAAAGAGUUCUGAGAUUUAAGUUUGUGUCAUUAUCAUCUGUGGAGAUUUAGAAACCAAAGACCACAAAACACAAAAUGCAUAGAUAGGCAAUUAAAUGACAUUUAAGAAAAGCCAGCAAUAUUCACAGAACAACAUUUAUUUUACAGAGCAACAAAUCUGAUAAUUAUUUAAAAAAAAUUCUUUCCCUCACAUCUUUGUUCUUCCCACCAGAGAUGCAAGGAAACUUUUCAUUUAGAGAGCAAAUAAAAACAGAAAUAUCUUUCACUUGAAAAGCAGCAUUAAUGUCUGUGGAGAGGGACAGGAUGAAAGAUUCGGUAACAUCUUUGGAACAGUGUCACUGAUCGAAUGAAAACAUGACCUUGUGUUGUUUUAUUUUGUUGUUGCACUUGUGGAUAUGUAGUCUUUGGUGUUAUUAGGGCCCAAGCCGUCGCUACGAAGCAGCUGGCGAGAGCACUAUUGAAACGCUAGGAAUCAUUUAUUUAUUUUCAUUUUUAUACAUCCCACUUUUUUAAGGUAUGACCCUCUUGAACAGUGGUUCGAAACCUCAUUGGGGUCCUGGACUUCCUGCAUAUUUUUGAUCAACCCUGAGGACCGCCCUCCAAUCUGGGGGGGCAAUUUCAUAGAAACUGCAUAAGCAUUUGUUGCAUUAUGGCAUUUAUUUACUCUUUGAGGCAAAUAUUAGCUUUCAAUUCUAAGUUCCUGAACAAAAAAAUAAUCAUACUCUUGUAGUAGUGUCUUGGCAUAAUGUCCCCCAACUGCAUUGUUCUGCAGCUUCCAGAAAUAUGUAACAAAACAGUUUGUCGGUAACCUGCUGAGUAAUGUCACCAGCCAUCUCAUCCACCCUGCAGCAUGUAGUGUCUUGAGACAGCGGUAAUAACCAGACUGCCUUUUUAUCCACCAUGGUUUCAGCUAGGACAGCAGCAGUGGAUGCAUUUAGAUUCUCAGUUAUUGUAUAUUGCUUUUUAGCUUUGGCAACAAGCAAAGUUUCACAAUCACAACAUUAUUAAGUAACAAAUGGUGUAUCCCCACUGAAACAGGUUUACAAUUUGAAAAGGAUGCAGAUCCUGGUAAGCGUCACACUGUAACUUGAACAAUGCAAAUGGCAAAAUUGAGGUUUUGACAUUUUCUGCCACUUUUUUAGUUUUUUUUUUUCAAAAAUUAACUCCUCCCAGGGAUUUCAUGCAAGAAAGCUGAAAGUGCAGCCACUGGUACCCACCAUAUUCAAUUGAUGUAAUUUCUCCUCCAGUCUGUAGGUGAGACCUGUAGGAAGAUUAUAUCAAAAAUUAAAUAAAAAAAUCAUGUGUAUAGGCCAAAGGGCCACAUAACAAAAACAGGGGUGGGGUGGGGGGUGGAGGUGACAGGGCAGCAGUGCGCCAAGGAGGUAGUGCAACACUGUUCAGCCCCACCAGUGCCCUGCAGGGUGCUAGUUUUAAGCUUGGGAUUGUCUAAUCUUAUUUAGAAUAGAAGAAGGGAUAAAAUUUUCCAAAAUCCUUUUGGAACAAAGGCUCAGUUAUGUCAGUCUUUACAGUGAUAAUUUUGUAAUGUCUUACUGCUCUGUUGCUUACAUGUUUUUUGUCGUGUUUUAGUUUUAAUUUUUUAAAGAAAUAUGUUUUCUUUAAAAGAUGAAUUUUGGCCAUGAUAUAAAAAAAUGUUGUGCUGGUUAACCAAUUUGUAAAUAUGAAACUGGUCAAUUUUAUCAGACAGCAUUGAUGUGUACACUCAGUGCUGUUUGUGGGUGUACAAAGACCACUGAAUUGUACUCAGUUCUUGCAACCUAUGAGAUAAAACUAAAAUUCUCUUGCUUCUUCAUUCUGCAGGGCUGUGGGUGAACUUGUCCCUGUUUCCUGUCAUGGCAGGCCUGGCUCUUUGCACAGCCACAGAGAUCAGCUUCAAUAUGCUUGGUUUCUCUGCUGCUUUGUCUACCAACAUCAUGGACUGGUACUUUGGCACUCAAAUCAGUUAUCCCACAGCAGUUACAUACGUAAUGUAACCUCUUGUCUUUGAUCUCAGUUUGCAGAAUGUAUUUUCCAAAAAACUACUGAGUGGAGACACAUACAGAUUCAGGUAAAAGGAGAUGAACCCUUCUUUAAAUGGCUUACACAGUUUUUACGUUUUUUUACUGUCAUAUCCUUGUUAUAAACACUAUGAUUUAUUUCAGUCCCCCAGAACUGCAGUUCUAUACUAGUGCAGCUGCGGUUAUCAUGCUAAUACCUGCCUGGUUGUUUCUUUUGGUAUGUGAAGAUAAAGUUAUUUAAUUUUUGAAUUAAUAUAAUUGGUGCAAGUACUUAUGACAGUGUUAUCUAGCACAGGUUGGUUGCCAUUUUCGAUGAAUUUUCCUUCGAUUUUUUAUUUUUAGAUUAAUGUAAGAAUAUGUAUAGGGUUUGGUGCAAUAAAACAGCAACACUUACAAAAACAUAAGGUAAAAUGUUAAAUGUCUUUCUGGCAAUCUAUUAAUUCACAAAACAAGAUAUGGUAUCACUGAAAGUCAAGGUUAAUUGUAUUGAUUGUUGUCUUGCUUCAUCUUCAUGCUUCCAGGACAUUCCAGGGAUUGGAAAGAGUGGACAAAGUUUUAUCUUCACUCAAGACAUCAUCCUGUUGCUACUUUUUGAUGGCUCCUUGUUCCACCUGCAGAGUGUCACUGCUUAUGCUCUAAUGGGACGGAUUUCCCCUGUUACAUUCAGGUAACAAACGGGUACAAGGCUAGAUGAUAUCAUAGCUUUUAGUAUGGAAACAGGGUCUGCUUACAGCUCACUCCACUAAUUUUAGAGGUGCUAUAAUAUGAAAAAUAAACAUUAAGGCUAAAAACACAACCAAAGUUAGUUCCUGUAGCAAAUACUUACACAGUUGUAGCAAAUAUUAACUGUACAGGACACUAGUCCCAAAACUUUACUCUAAAGAGCACUACUACUGUAUGCUCCAAAGAAAAUGCAAAUUUAUGAAAACAAUAACGACCCGCAUCUCUUCCCCAGUGUUGCCAGUACUGUCAAACACGCCCUGUCCAUCUGGCUGAGCAUCAUCGUGUUUAGUAACCAGAUCUCCAUCCUUAAUGCCAUUGGCACCGUCCUUGUGUUCAUGGGGGUCUUCUUGUACAACAAGGCCAGACGGAUCCAGAGGGAAGCUUUACAGGCCAUGGCUACUGAGCAGAACCACAAGCCAGUACUGCAGGGCCAUGACUUCAAAGCCACUGAGUGUCAAUGAGGAAUCAUAUCCUUAAAGUAAAUUACUUCUUCUUGGAAUCAAGCAGUUCUGUUUGCUAAAUUUUGACUCUGAAGAAACACUACCUGGAUAUCUUUCUUUUUCUUUGCCAUGCACAUUUUACAGUGCAAGAGGAGAAUAUAGCCUGUUUACGGAUUUGCAUGUGUGCAGAGCCCUCCAGGUGCCAAAUCAAGAAGAAUAACAAUGUGCCAAUUUAUGCAAACACACACACACACACACACACACACGUGGAUUGAUAACCAUACUCACAGAUUUGUUGCGCAACUAUUUUUUCUUUACCUCACACCUGGAGAUCUGUACGUGUGUUUUAGGUAGAGGUUUAACUUGUGCAUAGAAAAUUGGGUCACCCUCCAAAGCCAUGGGUUAUGACUCGGCUGACUCACCACACACAGGGUGAGCUCGUUCAUACUGACAGCCAAUAUGUGCUUAAAGUUUAUACUGACAGUCUGUAUAAUUACUGGAUGUAGUGUCACUAACGUCACUCAUCUUUUUGUGAAGCUGAGUCUUGAAAACAAUUGGGGGGUGGUCGCUAUAUUUAAAGUGCAAAUGCAACCAAGGUUUCAGUCAACCAACAAGACUGGGCCUUUACCUUCCCUGCAAAUGGCCACAGUUUGCUUGCCAGUCAAGUCAGUAAUGCCUCUAAUUCAUCAAUCCUCAAUGACUUUGAACUAAACAGUUUUCAAAAACUCACUCUCCAUACUGUGAGUGCCAUAAAAGCCACUUGAACGUACUGUGUUUUGAUGGCCAGUGUGACAUCACCACCAAGGAGAAAAGAAAAUCCUGUCUUGUAAUUCCACUUAAAACAAAAUAAAUUAAUCUGGGAGUUUUUUUCUUUCUCUUUGUUCUCUACGCUUUGUUUGCUAGUCCACAGGAAGCAUACAACCAGACCUACUUAUAUGGUGCUCAUUGGUAUGGGUGGAGAUUUAUGCUGAUUUGUGACCAGUAGAAGUGCCCUAUCACUUCAUGAUUGAUUGGCAUUCAUAAGCUUACAUAUCAGUUUACAAUGAAAUCUGGGUUUAUCACCUUGUUCAUGAAUCCAGAGUAGGUUUUUAGUACCAAUGACUUUUAUGUGUGAAUCUACAAAUAAAAUUACUCAUCCACAUGAGUCAGUCCUGGUUGUGGUCUGCCCUGCCCUGUUCGGCGUCUUGGUUAAAAAGAGGGUGGGGAAAAAAAAGGUCCUGUGAAGUAGACAGGUCAAGUCCACUACAUAAUCUCCAAGAACACCCACCCAAAGCUUGAUUAUAGGUGGAUUUAUUAGUACUUUAUUGAAGAAUUUCUUUAUCUCUUUGUUGUCAACAGAGCCCAAUAGUUUUUACACUAUUCUUACACACAUCAUGUCUAUGUUAUUCUGCUUGCAGUGCACUGAUCAGCUGAUUGGGUCUACAAUUAAACUUAUUUUAGCUUAGUCCACCCCUUCAGAAUUCUGUUUGGAAACAUCCUCUACGCUACAUAAAAGGACUUGCUGGUUUGUUAUCAAAAGCUAGCAUCCAAGUUACUAUGGGGUGCCCAAGGUUGUACAUUUGAGAGGGCAGUAUCAAUGCCACAUAAUGCAGGCGUUAGAGCAAUCAUCAUUUUUAAGAAGUAGCCCAAGAUUUGCUGUAAAAUGUUCAUGGUAUUGAUAUCUUUCCCCCUACAAAGGUUAGACAGCAAUCCAACUCAGAGUCUAGAUCUCUGUGUUCAAUACCAUAGAGAUCAAUACCCUGAAAAAUGUCAGUACCCUGAAAAAUGCCAAGCAUAUACUGAUGAUUUAAGGCAGGCAUGUCCAAACUAUUCCACAAAGGGCUGGUGUGGCUGCAGGUUUUUCUUCCAACCAAUCAAGAGCACGCCGUCUGACCAAUCAGCUGUUUGAAGACUGAGAUCAGCUGAUGAAAUGAAUCAAGUCUGGUGUGCUGCUUGGUUAGAAGAAAAACCUGCAGCCACACCGACCCUUUGUGGAAUAGUUUGGACAUGUCUUAUUUAAGGUGUCUUGUAGCAUUAGUAUAUAGUGACCUUUUCCAAACUACAUCUCUAGUUAAAUCAUGUCCCUUUGUCUUUUUAUUUUUCAGGUCAGACCACAUAACAUAGAUCAAAAAAUGCUGGUGUAAUGGUCCUGAAAAAUGUGGCUUGAGAAAUCUGUUACAGAUUUUCCAAAUCUUGUUGUUGGUUACGAAGUUUAAAGAACUGAUUUGGUGGGUAAAUAAGUAGGAGUUGCUGUAAAUUUGUCAAUUUCAAGUUAAUUAGUUCUUUAACUGUCAUUUAGAAAACUCUUAAGCCGGGUGUACAGUGUGCAAUUUGAAGCUAAUCAUGAGCCAAAUUUGGGGUCUUAAGACUGCUCUAGAAGUUGGCUUGACUUUGAGCAAGAUAAAGUGUUGUUUGUUGUGCGGUGUACAGGGCAUCAUAAGCACUGAUCACAGCCCAAUAAGCUGCGCCCAACUAGUGGGGUGAGAUUCAGAAAAUGUGGUUGGCCCAUGCACACUCUCAUGCAGUAUUAGCAGUGUAAUAACGCCUGUAAAUGUAGUAACAUUUGCACUCAACUCAAUUGAAAAUGUAAUAAAACCCAAUAAUGUAAUAACUUCACUAAUAAUGUAAUAAAAUAAUCUGACUGAUAAUGUAAUAACAUUUUACCGCUAAUGUAAUACCUUAUUACAUUAUUAGGAAUUUAUUACCUUUUUAAGGAUUUUUUUUCCCCCAAAACUGAUAAUGUAAUUUAUAUGUGUGUGUGUGUUCAUUUUCAGUUCAGAUUUAUAUAUAUACAUAUAUAUUACAUUAUCUGUCAAGUAUUAGAUUAUCAGUUUUGAAAAAAAAAAAAAAACUCCCAAAAAUGUUAAAUUCCCAAUAAUGUAAUAAGGUGUUAUAUUAUUGGUAAACAUGUUAUAACACUAUCAGUCAGAUUAUUUUAUUACAUUAUUGGUGAAGUUGUUACAUUCUUGGGUUUUAUUACAUUUUUGAUCGAGUUUAGUGCAAAUUUUAUUACAUUUUCAGGCGUUAUUACAUUUUCAGGAAAUCAUCACAUAAUAGGGUGCCACAGGGCUUCCUUCUCUUCAGGGCUAUUUUUCCCAAUUGCACCUGAAAAAUGUCAGCGUCUGCUAGCACCAAGGCAGCAUGCUGUGUGAUGAUUACAACUGUAAUACACAUAAACAGUCUGUGGCAACAACACCAUGGGUUAGGGUUUCACAAAAAUAAAAUUUGAUGCAUCCAACAUAUGCAGACUGGAGUGAUGAACACACCUACCACCUUAAGACACGAUACUCAUCUUGUCUUAAGAGCAGAGCCUCAUUAAUUCUUCAAAACUGGGGACAUGCUGACAUUGACAGCCAGGAUUUUACUUUGACAGGUGGGCUGUAAAACCGUUGCCUACUUAUUUUCAUCCACAGUGGUUGAGUUUGAGCAUCUGUAGCUGCGUUUCCAUUACCCAUAGAUUUGUGCAAAACCUAAAUAUCGCAAUAGAAAACUGGUAAUGGAAACACCUAAAUUUCGAAAAACCUUUCAAAUAUUGCUAAAAAGUUAUUACGCUCUCAUGAGGUGGUUUUUCAGACGUGUCAAUAUAGAAGUAUAUCACAAAAGUGUAAUAGAAACACAAUUCUCGCAAUUCUACGUCACCGGACGUGACGUAGCGGGUCAUGUGAUCAUGCUUCUGAGUGGGAACUGCCUCCUGGGGGCUUGACAUGGCGGGUGCCACAAGAGGCUCAAUAGCAUCACAGUUUAUUGAACGUAUCCCGGGUCAUCCUGAAGUUUUGAAUCCACAGUUUGUCUGUGAAUUCCUCAUUAACAAUCCUCUCUUAGAAAUCCCUCGUCCGUGUCCGCUCCCAUACAUACAGGCUUUGCCUUUGAAUUAUCACCCACUGCCUUCGUCUUCUGAUGACAGCAGCGGCAACAGCAGUAAUACAAGUAUUCCUCGCAGGAAUACGAGGUCGCACGGGCAGGAAGUUUACCUCGUUGCUAGGCAACGGCCAUUCAAACACGGCUCGCGAGAGGCAGAUGGCUGGCUUAUGCACUGAACACAUUCAAUGGAAACACCCGCAAAUCGCAAUUGUACUUUGUCGAAAUUUGAUAGACGUCACUUUUAUUUCGCGAAAAAAUUUAAUGGAAACGCAGCUUGUGUCUGUGUGUAGCUAAUGCACAUGUAGUCAGCCUGCAUACUUGAGGACUUGGUGUUGGUUCUAGGACUUAAGUUGGAAAGGUGAAAUUGUGCUUUGUAAUGACUAGAAAGUCAUAAUUUAGGGCUUUAACUGUAGGGAUGGAAAUCGAGAACUGGUUCUUGUUGAGAACCAGUUCCAAAUGGUUUAAUCCACCAACAUCAUUGACAUUUUAUCUUAAUGCUUCCCUUAACGAUUCCUGUCUUCUAGGUGCCUUGAAAAAUGGUCUUGCGAGUGCCAGUCUACAUGAACGGCAACAGACACAGAGAAAAUACAUGGCGGACAGUAAGAAAAGUAGGUAGCGACGAGCUAAAGUGCGGUUUACUUUUACUAAGAAAGAUGACAACAGUGCAGCUUUGUCGAGCAGUGAUAACAUGCAAAGGUGGCAAAUAAAAUAAAACAAUUGAUCCAAAUCGAAUUUUGACCCAAGGACGUCACAGACAUGUUUUUAACACACCAGGGGACGAUUUUAAGUUGUGUGAAAUUGGCAUGCCAUGGGACCUUUAACUCCAAGGCCA